UGUCGUCUCAUUCAUGUUGCGCCAAUGCCAGAGAGGCAAGGGCAGGCUCCAAUGCUUGUGGAUCCAUAGCCAGGGCUACCACGAGCAAGGCAAUCCACUCCCAGCCAGCGAUUGCGAGCGCGCGGCACUGCUGGGGAGCUCCAAGAUCGUCCACGCCCAGAUUGCCGGCUCGCCAGUGGAGAAUCUCCCGGUAGAAAUCCAUGGCGACGCUGCCGCAAUGGCUGAGAGGAGCCCCUUCUCCUGGAAUCUCGCGAUCGCGGAGUAUGCCCGGAAUGGGCAUCACGCCCGGGCUCUGGAGAUCUUCCGGGCGAUGGCGCUCGAGGGCGUGGCGCCGGAUAGAGUAUCGUGCAUCGCCAUCCUCGACGCAUUCGCGAGCCUGGGGGAUUUGUCGCAGGGGGAGUUCUUCCACCGCACGGUUUGCGAGGCGUCCGGGCUUGGAUCCGACGUUGUGGUGGCGACCGCGGUGCUCACCAUGUACAAUCGAUGCGGUAGUGUGAUCCACGCGAGGAGAGCUUUCGAUGCGAUGGUCGUGAGGAAUGUUGUGUCGUGGAGUGCGAUGAUCGCAGCGUAUGCCCAGCGCGGGCAUCCGGCCGAUGCUUUGGAGCUCUUCGUGCGCAUGGAUCACGAAGGCGUCAAGGCCAACGCGAUCACCUUCGUGAGCGUCCUGGAUGCGUGCGCGAGCUUGGGGGCGAUCGCGCUGGGCAAGUCGAUCCACGAGAGGAUCGUCGCGGAUGGGCUCCUUGGCGACGAUGUGAUCCUCGGCAACACGAUCGUCAACAUGUAUGGGAAGUGUGGCGAGGUGGAUCUCGCGAGGGAGGUGUUCGAGAGGAUGGAGGCGAAGAACACGGUGACUUGGAACACGAUGAUCGCGGCUUGCUCCAGACACGAUCGCUACAAGGAAGCGUUCGCUUUGCUUGGGGAGAUGGACUUGGAUGGGCUGCGGCCGAACAAGAUCACUCUCGUGAGCGUCAUCGAUGCCUGCGCGUGGAUGCAAUCCAUCUCCCGGGGCCGGAUCGUCCACGAGAUCGUCGCUGGCGAGGGAUUGGAGUCGGACAACGCCGUGGCGAAUGCGCUCGUCAACCUGUAUGGCAAGUGUGGGAAGCUCCGAGCUGCGAGGCAUGCGCUGGAAGGGAUCGAGACGAGAGACAAGAUCUCCUGGACGACUUUGCUAGCAGCGUACGCCCGGCACGGCCAUGGCAAGCGAGCGAUCGCGGUGAUCAAGAGGAUGGACCACGAAGGCGUCAAGCUCGACAGCUUCACCUUCGUCAACCUCCUCGAGUCGUGCGUUGCGAUCGCUGGUUCCGGCAAGGACGAAGCUCGGGCGAGCUCGGAAGCGCUAGCGCUCGGCGAGGAGAUCCACGACCGCCUCGCGGAGAGCGGGAUAGAGCUCGACCCCGUCCUCCAGACCGCGCUGGUGGACAUGUAUGGCAAGUGCGGCAAUCCAGACGCGGCCAGGCGAGCCUUCGAUCGAAUGCGCGACGUCCGAGACGUGACGGUGUGGAACGCGCUCCUCGCGGCCUACGUUCUUCGCGAUCAAGGCAAGGAGACGCUCGGCAUCUUCGCGAGGAUGAGCUUGCAAGGCGUAGCCCCGGACGCGGUGACGUUCCUCUCGAUCCUGGACGCCUGCGCGAGCCUGGCGGCGCUGGGACUCGGCCGCCUGACGCACUCCCGGAUGCUCGAGCGUGGGCUCUUCGAUCGUCAAGCGGUCGCGAGCGCGGAUCUUCUCACCACCUCGGUGAUCAACAUGUACGCGAAGUGUGGGAGCUUGGCCGAUGCGAAGGCCGAGUUUGCGAAGGCCCGGCGCGCGCGAGCGAGCGACGUGGUGGCCUGGAGCGCGAUGGUGGCAGCGUACUCGCAGUUCGGGCUCUCCGAGGAGGCGCUGCGCUGCUUCUACUCGAUGCAGCAGGAGGGCGUCAAGCCGGACAGCGUGAGCUUCGUGAGCGCCAUCGCGGGGUGUAGCCACUCGGGCCUCGUCCGGGAGGCGGUCGCGUUCUUCACGUCGCUACGCCACGACCACGGCAUCGCCCCCACCGAGGCACACUUUGCGUGCCUGGUGGAUCUGCUGAGCCGCGCGGGGUGGAUCCGCGAGGCCGAGGCGCUCAUGAGGAGGGCGCCGCUGGGAGCGCAUCACUCGACGUGGAUGACGCUGCUCAGCGCUUGUAGGACGUAUGGCGAUCUGGAACGAGCUCGCAGGGUGGCGGCGCGGCUGGCGAGCUUGAGAUCCGGCUCCGCGUACUCGCUCCUCGCCAGCGUGUUUUGCCUGAGCCGGAAGUGGGACGACGUGAGGAACGCGCGGCAGAGCUUGGUGGAGCGGGGAUUCAUCACGCAGCCGGGGUGUAGCUGGAUCGAGAUCAACAACCGGGUGUACGAGUUCUUCGCGGGUGAUGAUCGUCUUCUUCCGAGGGAGGAGGAAAUCUUUGCGGAGCUCGAGAGGCUGUGCGUGGAGAUCCGGAAGGCCGGGUACGAGCGGGAUCCGAUCAAGAAGGUGCACGAUCACGGCGAGCAAGAGAAGAAGUUCUUGUUGUCGUACCACAGCGAGAAGGUGGCGGUGGUGUUUGGAUUGAUCUCCACACCCGAGGGGACGCCCCUGAGGAUCGUCAAGAACAUCGGCGUGUGCCAAGACUGCCACGAGGUGAUCAAGUGUAUCUCCGAGGUGGCGGACAGGGUGAUCACGCUCAGGGACGAUCGAAGCUUUCAUCAGUUCAGCCAUGGGUCUUGUUCAUGCAAGUAUCCAAUACGAUAAACCAAGCUCUUGGCGAUGGAGGAUGCCAAGUUAUUGUCAA
Selaginella moellendorffii is the source of this 2783-nucleotide messenger RNA. RefSeq names its product pentatricopeptide repeat-containing protein At2g33760. Bases 14 to 2743 code for a protein of 909 amino acids. Gene Ontology annotation, molecular function: RNA binding; protein binding; zinc ion binding. NCBI's taxonomy places the organism in Eukaryota, Viridiplantae, Streptophyta, Lycopodiopsida, Selaginellales, Selaginellaceae. Gene Ontology annotation, biological process: RNA modification. The transcript has a single exon. The record is from RefSeq and is a predicted model, not a curated record.